Molecule: messenger RNA, 1122 nt
Organism: Fraxinus pennsylvanica
Lineage: Eukaryota; Viridiplantae; Streptophyta; Magnoliopsida; Lamiales; Oleaceae
Source: the annotation of a GenBank genome assembly
AUGGGCUCGUGCUUUUCUCGUGAUAAUGAAUCGACGGCGAAGCAAAGGCAGUCGAAACGAGUGGCGGCGGCGGGAGGUGGUGUUGGGAGCAAUCGGUGGACGAGGAUUCGUUCGUCGAAGAGAGAUGAGAAUCGUAUUCAUGAGCAAGCGUUGGCUGCGGCGAUUCUUUUCCAGCAGCAGAUGGAGAACGGCGGCGUAGCACCGUUUGACCGGUCCACUUCUUUGAGGUAUCCGAGUGGAAACUCGAAGAGGAAUCAGACUUUUCCUCGAAGCUCGAGUUCCAGAGCUCGGUCUCUCACUGAUCCUUUGCUUCAACCACACCAGCUAGUUAAGCAGGAUAUCAAUGUCGAUAAUCUAGAGACCAACCAUUUUGUCCUCGUUCAUGGUGGUGGUUUUGGUGCCUGGUGCUGGUAUAAAAGUAUUGCAUUACUGGAAGAAGGUGGAUAUAAAGUAACUGCAAUAGAAUUGACUGGUUCUGGGAUUCAUUCAUUUGACACAAAUAGCAUCACAAGUCUCCAUCAAUAUGUGAAGCCACUUAUUGACUUUUUUGAGAACCUUGCUGAUGGGGAGAAGGUGAUUUUAGUAGGACAUGAUUUUGGUGGGUCAUGCAUAUCAUAUGCAAUGGAGUUGUUUCCCUCCAAAGUUUCAAAAGCUGUUUUUACUGCUGCAGCUAUGUUGGUUAGCGGGCAAAGGACCCUUGAUAUGUUCUCCGACAAGGUGGAUUCAAAUGAUCUGAUACGACAGGCUCAGGUGUUCAUUUAUGCUAAUGGGAACAAUCAGCCUCCAACUGCUAUUGAUUUCGACAGAGCUCUAUUAAAGGAGUUACUAUUCAACCAGAGUCCUGCCAAGGACGUUGCAUUGGCAUCAGUCUCAAUGAGGUCGAUCCCUUUUUCACCAGUUCUUGAGAAGCUCUCUCUUUCUGACACAAAGUAUGGCUCUGUGAGACGGUUUUAUAUUGCAACUCUAGAAGAUAAUGCCAUACCCAUUGCUUUACAGGAAAGCAUGAUCAACAAAAGUCCCCCAGAGAGACUAUUCUGUCUUAAAGGCGCUGAUCACUCGCCAUUUUUCUCAAAGCCUCAAGCGCUACAUAAACUGUUUGUGGAAAUCUCGAAGAUCCCAUGA